AUGACAAAUACAUUAAGUUCAUUUAAAUUAAAAUAUCCUGUAAUAUUAUCACAUGGAUUAUUUGGGUUUUCUAGAUUAGGACCACUUGUAUACUUUAAUAAUAUUAUUCAACCAUUAAAACUUUAUGGAAUAAAAUGUGAAGCUACAACUGUUCAUCCCACAGAUAGUAUAAAAAAUAGAUCAUUAGAUCUUUACAAACAAAUGAAUGAAAUAAUGAAAACUUAUAAUACUGAUCAUUGUCAUUUUAUAGCACAUUCAAUGGGUGGUCUAGAUAGUCGUUAUUUAAUUAGUCAUCUGGAUCAAAAUCAAAGUGUUUUAUCAUUAACAACAUUAUCAACACCACAUAGAGGUAGUUAUAUUGCAAAAUGGUCAAUUGAAAAUAUAACAGAAAGAUUUUAUUUUGAAAAGUUUGCAAAAAUUCGUAGUAUACCAUUUGAAGCAAUUGCAAAUUUAACACCAGAUUACCUGCAAACUGAUUUCAAUCCAAAUGUUUUAGAUCAACCACAUGUGACCUAUUAUAGCUAUGGUGCAUACAAAGAUUCAAUAUCAAAUGUAUUCACACCAUUGUAUUAUUUUCAUGAUAUCCUAACUAAAAAAGAAGGAAAAAAUGAUGGUUUGGUAAGUUUAGCAAGUGCAAAAUGGGGUGAACAAUUUAAAGUCAUUUCAAAUUGCGAUCAUAGAGAUCUCAUUAACUUGGGUUGGAGUGGUUAUAAUGCUUUUCCAAUCUAUGAAAAUAUUAUUCGUGAUCUUUAUAAAUUAGAACAAGAUUAUAUUACAAAUCCAAAAUUACUUUCAACUUUUAUAUUAAAUAAUAAUGAUGAAAAUAAUAAUAAUAAUAAUAAUAAUAAUAAUAAUAAUAAUAAUAAUAAUAAUAAUAAUAAAUAA
Dictyostelium discoideum AX4 is the source of this 885-nucleotide messenger RNA. RefSeq lists its product as hypothetical. The coding region runs from base 1 to 885 and encodes 294 amino acids. The record is from RefSeq and is a predicted model, not a curated record. NCBI's taxonomy places the organism in Eukaryota, Evosea, Eumycetozoa, Dictyosteliales, Dictyosteliaceae. The transcript has 2 exons.